AUGGGGCUGAGGGUCACUCACUACUACAUCUUUGUUAUAAUGUUAACCAAAGGUGUCAGCAGUCAUGAGAUCAGACUGGACCAGUCUCCUGCUGUGGUAAAGAGACCUGGAGAAACUGUGAAGAUCUCUUGUAAGAUAAGUGGAUAUUCAAUGACAAGCUACUACAUGCACUGGAUACGACAGAAACCAGGGAAAGCUCUGGAAUGGCUUGGCUGGAUGAAUACAGGCAAUAAUCGAAGAACACAUGCAGAGUCUGUGAAGAACCAGCUCACCUUAACAGAAGACGUCUCAGCAAGCACACAGUACUUAGAGACCAAGAGUCUGAGGACAGAGGACACUGCAGUUUAUUACUGCACCCGAAGUGACUACGGUGCUUUUGAUUACUGGGGAAAAGGAACGAUGGUGACUGUGACUUCAGCUGUGCAAGGCCCCCCGCAGUCCCUGUUUCCACUUUGGCAGUGCGACCCGUCCAAGGACGGUUACAUCACUCUUGGCUGUGUCACUCGCGAUUUGGCCUCCGCCGACGGACUGACCUUCAGUUGGAAAGAUCCCAGCGGGAACGCGAUAACCGACGUCGUGCAAUACCCGGCGGUGCGUGCGAACGGAGGUUAUACCUCUGUGAGCCACGUGCGCGUCAAGUUUGCCGAAUGGGACCAGCAGAAGCAGUACAAGUGCAAAGUCGAAAACAGCAAAGGAGAAAAGGAAGCGCCCUUGAGAAAGCCAGACGAGGAUGUGACUAAGCCCAACAUCACCACCAGCAGCAGGACGACAAGCAAUGGUGUUAAUCUGCUUUGUUGGUUGACUGGUUUUCAUCCUAAAGCAAUUGGUAUUAAGUGGUACCAAGAUACGUCACUGCUUAAGGAAGAAAAACCCCUGCAGACCUUCGAGACUUCCAGAGGUAGACAAAAGGAGUUUGCUGUACUGAGCCAAAUCACAGUUGAUGCACAGACAUGGAACAAAGGCACAAAAUUCAAUUGUGAGGUCAGACACAAGUCUGGGGCGUACAAUCAAACUUUCAGCAAAUGUGAAGAUAAAUUAAUAAUGCUACCACAGAUUCGUCUGGAGAAACCCAGUCUCAAGUCAGUUUUGGAAGAAAAAACUGUUGCAGUCUCCUGUUUUGUUGAAACUGACUUGAACCCUGAAGUGUCAUGGCAUGUAGAUGGACAAAAAAUGAUCCAGCAAAUCAAUACCGUGAUAGAGCAAGGGACCACAGUUAGCAAUCUGACCAUGAAUGCAUUCAAAUGGAAACAAUUGCUGACAGUAAAGUGCAAAGCUGAACAUUCAUGUUUCCCUUUUGCAAUAGAAAAGGAGAUCGUUUUUACAGAACCUCAGAAAACUCCUACAGUGGUUAUCAGGAGGAAUCUUGCAGACAUACAGAAGGAACACACCAUAGUGUUGGAGUGUGCCGCAACAGAUCUGCCCUCUGGUGAGCUCUUGGUCACCUUCCAGGCCAACGGCAUCAAGUUAUCUCAAGAUCAGUACGUGGAUCUGCCCCAAGGCCUGGACUCUCUGACUAGACAAGUCACUGUUCCUAUACAACAACCAACCACAGAUAAAAGGUUUACCUGCCAGAUUGAAAACCAGUCUCGACGGUGGAAAUCUGAUUCUACAGGAAACAUUUUUGGUGACCCUUCAGUGGUACUUUCAGUUGUUUCCGGUGUGGAUACAAAAGGAUCAGAGACUCAAAAACUUCUUUGCUCUGGAAUUGGACUUAACCCAAAAAUCACUUGGAACCCUGCAGCUGGGAAUAAUGCUCAUAUCGCCAGAACAAUGGAAGCAGAUGGCCGUGUUAAAGUGGUCAGUGAGAUAACUGUUCCACAGCCAGACUGGAAUAAUGGAAAUACAUUUACCUGCCAAGUCAAGGAUCCUACUAGCAACCAAUUUUUCAAGAAGAACACCAGUAUUUGCUCAGUGACUCCAGAUUUUGCUCAGAAGGCACAGGUCUACAUUCUAGCACCAUCCAUCAGUGAUUUGAAAGCGAAUAAUAAUAAUAAUAAUAAGGUUUCUGUCACCUGUCUGCUGCUGGGCCACAGGCUCAAUGCCUUUUCCAUUACUUGGAAAGUAGAAAAUGCCAUUUCCACUCAGGAUGUGACCAGAGAGGCUCCCAGAGUCCACAUCAAUGGAACAGAGAGUCUCCAAAGUGUCCUAAAGGUUCAGACUACAGAAUGGAACAAUUACAAGACUGUUUCUUGUGAGGUCAAACACUUCUGCUCCAAAGACUCAAAACAAUACAACAUCUCCAAAAUCAGAGAACCUCAGAAAACUCCUACAGUGGUUAUCAGGAGGAAUCUCGCAGACAUACAGAAGGAACACACCAUAGUGUUGGAGUGUGCCGCAACAGAUCUGCCCUCUGGUGAGCUCUUGGUCACCUUCCAGGCCAACGGCAUCCAGUUCUCUCAAGAUCAGUACGUGGAUCUGCCCCAAGGCCUGGACUCUCUGACUAGACAAGUCACUGUUCCUAUACAACAACCAACCACAGAUAAAAGGUUUACCUGCCAGAUUGAAAGCCAGUCUGGACGGUGGAAAUCUGAUUCUACAGGAAACAUUUUUGGUGACCCUUCAGUGGAACUUUCAGUUGUUUCCGGUGUGGAUACAAAAGGAUCAGAGACUCAAAAACUUCUUUGCUCUGGAAUUGGACUUAACCCAAAAAUCACUUGGAACCCUGCAGCUGGGAAUAAUGCUCAUAUCGCCAGAACAAUGGAAGCAGAUGGCCGUGUUAAAGUGGUCAGUGAGAUAACUGUUCCACAGCCAGACUGGAAUAAUGGAAAUACAUUUACCUGCCAAGUCAAGGAUCCUACUAGCAACCAAUUUUUCAAGAACAGCACCAGUAUUUGCUCAGUGACUCCAGAUUUUGCUCAGAAGGCACAGGUCUACAUUCUAGCACCAUCCAUCAGUGAUUUGAAAGCGAAUAAUAAUAAUAAUAAGGUUUCUGUCACCUGUCUGCUGCUGGGCCACAGGCUCAAUGCCUUUUCCAUUACUUGGAAAGUAGAAAAUGCCAUUUCCACUCAGGAUGUGACCAGAGAGGCUCCCAGAGUCCACAUCAAUGGAACAGAGAGUCUCCAAAGUGUCCUAAAGGUUCAGACUACAGAAUGGAACAAUUACAAGACUGUUUCUUGUGAGGUCAAACACUUCUGCUCCAAAGACUCAAAACAAUACAACAUCUCCAAAAUCAGAGAACCUCAGAAAACUCCUACAGUGGUUAUCAGGAGGAAUCUUGCAGACAUACAGAAGGAACACACCAUAGUGUUGGAGUGUGCCGCAACAGAUCUGCCCUCUGGUGAGCUCUUGGUCACCUUCCAGGCCAACGGCAUCAAGUUAUCUCAAGAUCAGUACGUGGAUCUGCCCCAAGGCCUGGACACUCUGACUAGACAAGUCACUGUUCCUAUACAACAACCAACCACAGAUAAAAGGUUUACCUGCCAGAUUGAAAGCCAGUCUGGACGGUGGAAAUCUGAUUCUACAGGAAACAUUUUUGGUGACCCUUCAGUGGAACUUUCAGUUGUUUCCGGUGUGGAUACAAAAGGAUCAGAGACUCAAAAACUUCUUUGCUCUGGAAUUGGACUUAACCCAAAAAUCACUUGGAACCCUGCAGCUGGGAAUAAUGCUCAUAUCGCCAGAACAAUGGAAGCAGAUGGCCGUGUUAAAGUGGUCAGUGAGAUAACUGUUCCACAGCCAGACUGGAAUAAUGGAAAUACAUUUACCUGCCAAGUCAAGGAUCCUACUAGCAACCAAUUUUUCAAGAAGAACACCAGUAUUUGCUCAGUGACUCCAGAUUUUGCUCAGAAGGCACAGGUCUACAUUCUGGCACCAUCCAUCAGUGAUUUGAAAGCGAAUAAUAAUAAGGUUUCUGUCACCUGUCUGCUGCUGGGCCACAGGCUCAAUGCCUUUUCCAUUACUUGGAAAGUAGAAAAUGCCAUUUCCACUCAGGAUGUGACCAGAGAGGCUCCCAGAGUCCACAUCAAUGGAACAGAGAGUCUCCGAAGUGUCCUAAAGGUUCAGACUACAGAAUGGAACAAUUACAAGACUGUUUCUUGUGAGGUCAAACACUUCUGCUCCAAAGACUCAAAACAAUACAACAUCUCCAAAAUCAGAGAGCCUAAAAAACCCACCGUCCAAAUUCUCAGUCCUAGUGACGACGAACUGUCUGGAAAGGGCAAAGGAGCUCUUCUCUGCUUGAUCAAGGACUUUCAACCUGCUGAAAUCUCUGUGCACUGGGAGCUGAAUGUCAAGCGGCUGGAUGCAUCUCACUUCACCAACAGUCCAGUCGGCAUGCACUCCGAGAGUGGUGGUUAUUCCAUGCAUAGCACACUGACGCUAACAUCAAAAAUGGAGGAUGGCACUUUUUCUUGUGUGGUUAUCCACGAGUCGUCUGACACGCCAAUCAAAGGCACAAUAAAAAACAUAUACGCCUCUAUAAAGCAACAGGAACCCUCUGUGAAGCUGCUUAACAAUCAAAAUGAGCUGUUGUGUCUGGUGUAUGAUUACAGCCCAUCUGCCAUUAACAUCACCUGGCUCCAAAAUAGUGUUAAUUUAACACAUGGGAACAGAACCAGCAGCCCUGCCAAAGGGUCUGAUGGAAAAUUCAGCAUUCAAAGCCACCUCUAUGUCCAGGCCUCAGAAUGGGCACCUGGAGACACAUACACUUGCCAGGUUGAGCACAUCACUGGCACCACCACUCACUCCAUCUCCAAAACAGAAUUUAUUGAAGAGUCAAUAUACUUUGAUGAGAACAAGUCUGAAGCUGCAUCACUGGAUCAGUCUGAGGAAACCUGGAACAUGGCCUGUGCCUUCAUCAUACUCUUCAUUAUCUCUCUCAUCUAUGGAUGUUCAAUGACUCUGGUCAAAGUAAAGGCUGCUUGAUCAGUUAUUUAGAAAGUUUAGAUUAAUCUAAUGCUUUUUUUUUUGCUGUAUUGCAUUUGCUUAAAUGAAAAAUUGAUGGAUUUUGUUUUUCAAAUAAAGGAUAUAUAUUCAUGUUUUAUCAA
Hemibagrus wyckioides is the source of this 4982-nucleotide messenger RNA. Its product is annotated as hemicentin-1-like. The record is from RefSeq and is a predicted model, not a curated record. NCBI's taxonomy places the organism in Eukaryota, Metazoa, Chordata, Actinopteri, Siluriformes, Bagridae. The coding region runs from base 1 to 4860 and encodes 1619 amino acids. The transcript has 18 exons.